CAGCAGAACAGCAUGGAGCUAGCUACAUCACUUUUGGAUUAGCUUCAGAUAUCUAUUUCAGUGAAAAAUUAGACUUCUAAGUAUUUUUUUUUGCUGUACGCGUAGCUAGUGCUAUGAGUAGUUAAUAUAAAUUAUGUAGCAAGUAAAAUUGUAUUCCUCUGUAUUAAUUGGGUAAUAAGUGGCAGCUAAUUUGGCGUCAGAAAUGGCAUACUCACAUAACCCUGAUAUUUUUCGCUGGAAAAGAGUUACUAAGACUAAAAAACCCACUGCAGAUAAGCAGGUGCAGCUCAAUAAUGGGGAGAUCAACCAAUGGAUGAAGACAGUGGAAAUGGCCUCAGACAUUGCAGUGACUGAGGUUUUUUCCCUGAAGAAGCCCCAUUCAGUGAUAAGCAGUCAGUCGAUGGCACUACACAGCACAGAGCAGCUGCUGGAUCAUGACCAAGCAUACGGGGAAGCCCAGGCUCUUCUUAGUGAUUGGAUGAACAGCAAGUUGCGUCUGGAAUUGGAGAUGGAGGAUGAGGAGGAUGUGAUUGUCUCCCCUGAGAAGAACAGUCCAGAAGCCAUGCUACCUGCCCAGCCUGUCUCCCUGGACUACAGUAACUUUGAUGAUCUGUAUUCCCACCUGGCUGAGGAAGAGGAGAGCUCAGCGGUUAACAACUUCCUUCAAGACCUCAUGGAGCGGGAAGUGGUGGAUUCUGGGUUAGUGGAGGAUCUGGCACUAGACUCUGAAGAGCGAGACAGGAGGAUGAGGAGGGACCCGAGCCUCACCAUGGAGGCACGUCACCGACAGGUGCGUGAGAACCGUGCACGGCGGGACGCGGAGCGGGAGAGGCUGCACAGGGAAAGAGUGGCGCGGAGGCAGGCCAGGGAGGAGGCGCAGAGGAGGGAGCGGGAGGAGAGGCGGAGGAGGCAGGAGGCACGCAGGCAGGAGGAGAUGGUGCAGCAGGAGAUGGUGCGACUGCGCCGCGAGACGGAGGAGAGGAGGAACCUGGAGCAACUAGCCAGGCAAAUGGAGAGGGAGAGGAUCGCUAGGAAGACGGCAGCUAAGAGCUCACUGGUACUCCAGCCAGGCCCUUCAUUCUCUACUGCACAGAAACAACGUGACACUGAGAGACCACUCAGACUACAGCAAGUAGAGGUCAGGGUUCAGAUGCACAACCUUAAGUGUCUGCAGAGGCACUUCUCUGGCUGGUACUCAGUGCUGUUGGAGAGGAGGUUGCAGAUGGGCAAGGCGGCAGCGCUCUGUGAUUGGAGGAGACAGCUGAGGGCGUGGCGAGACUGGCGGGCACUGGUGUGGGCAGGGCGAGAGCAGCGGGAAGCGGAGAGAACAGAGGAGGAGUUACGGACCCAGAAAAGACGCUGCCAGGUGGCGAUGGUGAGUGACCGUAGGCGUUUGCUAAGACGAUGCCUGAGUGAUUGGCGGCUGUGGUGUCGGGCGGAGAGAGAACGCCGUGAGCUGUUGUCACAGCAUCAAGAGACGCGGCGCAAGAUGGCCGCCCUGAUUAAUGCCGUGGCAACUGGGAAACUCAAGAUGAUGAAGGAGACGCAUACUCCUGAGCCAAUCACUGCCCUACCUGAGCCUUCUGACCAAUCAGAAACCGUAGAACUGAAAGGUCAGCCAGGGUCACAACCUGCUGGCCCCACCCCCUCUCCUGCCUGUCAAGGGGACGGACCGCUGGGGGCUGUGGUCCUGCACACACUCCCCUGGCAGGUGACAAGGCGUAACGCGGCGCUGAGUGCAGGCGAACUGAGGCGAGCACGGGAGAGGGGCGAUGGGGACGACAGUGUAGGGGCUGCCCCCCGGUCUCAUACAGCAGCGGUGUGUGGGGGCCGGUUCGAGCAUCGCCAUGCCAGCCAGCAACAGACCAUUGCAGAGCAGAGGAAGCUCCUCAGGGAGCAACAGGAGCAGAUCACACGCCUCCAGGAGGAGCAGAGCAUGAUGGGACUGAGGCAGGAGGCCCAGACAGCCGCCCAGAUCGCUGUCCCAUCAUCACCAAGGCCCAGAGAGAUGACCUCUGACCCCAAAGAAUCCAGGGCUGGAAGUGUCGCUCGGAGGAACGAUGGCCGUUUCUCGGCCUACAGGAAACCAGCUGUCCGUCAGCCCUGUCGUCAUCCCACCGUCAUGGCCAUGGAGGAACGUGCUCGUCAGCGAGCGGAGCGCAGGAGGGAGGUGGAGGAGCUGAAGAGAAAGAAGGAGGAGGAGAGGCUGGCCCAGCUGAAAACAGCAGUGAAGGAGAGGCAGAGGGAGGAGGAGGAUGAGAAACGUAGAGCAGUGGAAAGGAGGAAGGAGGAGAAGAGACAAGAGAGAGAGAGGGAGCAGGAGAAACAGUGGAGGUUGGAGCGAGACCAGCAGCUCCAGACCCAGGCCCAGCAACACUACCACAGAACUCUUGUACUACGGCGAGGCCUGGAGCCAUGGAAACGCCUAGUCGCCCAGAGCCAAGCCAACACUCAGCUGGCCAGGGCUCAUCACAGGCAGUCUCUCCUGAGACGGUGCACGCUGUCCUGGCAGCAGGUAGCAGGCGAGUCCCUGGCUCAGAAAUGGGCCUCUGCUGACCAACUGCAUCAACACAUCCUGCUACGGAGGAGCCUGGUCAACUGGAAAAGGCUGAAGGAUCACUGCAUGGUUCUGGAAGGGCGGGCCGAGCGGUUCUGGCGCACGCAUACUCUGAAGAGGGCUCUGAUUGGACUGCUAGAUCACGUGACCCAGGAGAGGAUGGCAGAUUGGGAUCGGGAGCAGCAGGCUCAGGAACACAGUACCAGGCGGGUGGUGCGGAGCUGUUUCCAAGCCUGGAGACGGUAUCCGGGGUGGCUGCGUGAGGAGAGAGGGAGGGAGACCAGGAGGGAGAAGCUGAGACGCCGAGUGGCAGAGGUCCUCCCUGACUUCUGCUCUUCUCCUCUGGACUGUACCUGGGAACAAGGCCCUCUGUGACCCACAGGACACACACAUGUAGAGUAGACAUACGUACAGUACACUAAGACAGGCAGGCAGGCAGGCAGGCAGAGAAUACUUGCAUAGAGGAUAAAUCAGUGGAUAGGACCCAAAACAGAUAAUUAAGUUGCUGCUGUAACAAGCACACACAUACCAGCUGUUGGUCUACCUUCAUUACCUGAGAAAGGUGGAUACAAGUUUUAAUGAAGACAGUUUGGAAACUUUUGUAACAGCAAUGACUCAUUUAAAAUUGCAGUUAAAAUUCAGGUUAUUUAAUAUUUUUGAAGUCACAGUUUGAUGCAGUUUGACAAGAGCUUGAAGCCAUACAAAAUAAAAAGCAUAAUGUUUUUCAUAUCACCAUGAACGAUUCUCACUGUGGGUAGUCUGUCGAAGUUGUUCUCCCACAACUCUGUACUUUUGUUGUUUUAUUCUCUUAAGUCCUGUGUAGCGCAGUUGGUAGAGCAUGGUGCUUUCAGCUGAGCCAGAACAUGUAAAAGGGCUUUGGGCCAGUAACAAAGGUUGCUGGUUUGAAUCCCUGUGCUGACUAGGUGAAAAAUCCAUAUUCCCUUGAGCAAGGCACUUUAUCCUAAUUGCUUCUGUAAGCAAAUAACUAAAAUGUAAAUGUGAUGUUUAAUGCAACAACACUUCAUCUUCACAGGGAUGUAUCAACACGAUGCGGUUUGAUAAAUACCCAUAACCUAUGUUUCCUUCUGAAGCUCACAGGAACUGUUGUACAUAAAAAUAACAUAUAGUGACAACAGCUGUUCCUUUCUUGAGGAGUGUUAGUCAGUGUUGAAAGGAACGUCUAGGGCUUCAUUUUAUUUUGGUCAUGUGGUUUGGUCACCUCUCCCAUCAAAGGCACUUCAACUGAGGAGGGAGAGAGUGAGAGAAUGGUAGAAGGACCCUGGAAAGAGAUUGCGCGAGGAAAAUGAAGAGAGAGAGGGAGCGUGAGACAGAUCGAUGGAGAGAGAGAUGGAUGAAAGGUGCACGGAGCAAUUGCAGCACUAGAAUGGGAGAAUAGGUCAGGGAGAGAGAGAGAGGGGUAGAGAUGGUGAGAUUUGAUUGAGGCUGUCAGUCAGUAAAGUUAACAGAAGUGGUUGUGUGUUAUUGUAGCCUAUGGUUCAGCUCAGGGACGGUAUUGUGGGGGGCGCUACUUCACAACAGAACCGAUCACUGUGACACCUUAACAAAGGCUUGUGAUUUCAGACUGGCUCGGCCUCCCUCCCAGUCCCAGACAGAAUAGGGAAGGAGAGGACAGAAAGACUGACUGGGGAGAACAGAAAGACAUAAUAGAUAGGGAGGGGACAUACAGACAGACAAGGUAGAAGACUGAUUAACAGGAGAGAGGGAGAUGUCUUUACAGUCUGAGGUGUGGAGAUAUGCUGCCAUCUGGUGGUGAAAGAUAGUACAGCAGCCACAUCCUCCAACUCUUGUCCAUAUUUAUUUUCAUUUAUUUAACCAGGCAAGUCAGUUAAGAACAAAUUCUUAUUUACAAUGGUGGGCCAAUUGCGCGCCACCCUAUGGGACUCUCGAUCAUGGCCGGUUGUGAUACAGCCCGGGAUCGAACCAGGGCCUGUAGUGACGCCUCUAUCACAGAGUAGGGUGAAGUUGCCCCCCCCAGACUGAUCUACGCUCAGUUUUAUGUACUUCCCCCUAACGGUUAAAGUCAGAUUGUAUGAGGGUAAGAGAUGACUCUAGAUCUGUAGGCAACUUCUACCUGGAUCGUCCAAUUGAUCAAUGACUUCUAACAUGCUGACCACACUGCUUGCGUCACAAAAUCAAUGUACACAUACAUGUUAUUCAAUCAUCGCACCCACACUGCUCACGAGCGUACGCGUAGCCAGGCGCUAAAAUAGAACUUGGUUCUAUUUGUGACGCUUGAUGAAUCCCACCUCAUUGUUUUUUAAGAGCAUAUACCCACUGGGUGAUUGAACGAUGAACUGAGAUUCAGCGGUAGUGGUAACGCACCUUGAAGUUGUUUGCCAAUCACCAUAUAAAGUCCAGAGUUGAAAACUGGAGGAGCGAUUACUUGAUAUUUCAAUCUCCGUGUCCUGAUCGCAUCUGGUGUGGGUGGACAAAAUCAACAUGCGCACGAGCGGUCUGGUCAGCAUGUAACGAUGCCAUUAUGCUGUUGAGCAGCUCAGCUACACCUUGAGGAGAGUUCAACAAAGAUUCUGUUUGCGGUGAACAUGUUGCCAGAGUAACAAUUUGAGUUGAAUAAAUAUUCCAAAAUGUUACAGUGAAACUUUUUGUAAUGAUUUUCUGUGGCUUUUUAGCGACAGUAUUCAAACUGAAAAUGACUUAGCUACUCCUACUAAAUAUAGUAGAAAGUCUACAUUGCCACUUGAUUUUGUAGCGGCAGUUAAGACCUGAAACCGACACUUACGUUCACCGCACACUACCUUCUGACUGUUAGCUAACGUUAGCGAAUGGUCAAUGCUAACACAAAACAAAUGGAAUAUGUUAGCUAACAUUAGCCAAUGUUCGCAAACUAUUUUCCUUGUUGAACGCACCCCAGGUCAGUGAGGCUGGGCCAGGGGGUGUCCGGGCCUUCUCCAAUGGUCAGCUACACCAGG
Oncorhynchus gorbuscha (pink salmon) is the source of this 5508-nucleotide messenger RNA. RefSeq names its product coiled-coil domain-containing protein 191-like. The record is from RefSeq and is a predicted model, not a curated record. Lineage: Eukaryota; Metazoa; Chordata; Actinopteri; Salmoniformes; Salmonidae. Gene Ontology annotation, molecular function: phosphatase binding.